Rodentolepis nana is the source of this 5451-nucleotide messenger RNA. NCBI's taxonomy places the organism in Eukaryota, Metazoa, Platyhelminthes, Cestoda, Cyclophyllidea, Hymenolepididae. The record is from the annotation of a GenBank genome assembly.
AUGGAGCCAAAGUUCUAUCUGCCUGCACCAACAGACACAGCUUUGUCCGAGGUUUCCUCCUGUCCAACUUGGGCGGCUGCAUCUUACAGUGCCUCUCCAAACAAUGCACAGUCUCUAUUUUCCUCCACGGGUUUUUUGAAUCUUGUUCCAACUUCCACUGGUGGUGCUACUGGCAAUGGUUUCUCACCAGUGACUGAGGGCCCCUCAAGUAUUGUGGCACCACAUCCUCUGCGAACCUCCCUUCAGCAACCUAUUCCUGCUCGUCCCAAUUACAUUUUUGGUUCAACGUACAGUUUGAUGAGCACUGCUACGCUUAUCCCUUCGGCUGCGAUCUCUUCGGGUGAAGCGGAGCCUACAAAUCGUCGAUCUCUAAUUCUCUCUAAUCCAAUAUCUCCGUCGCAACUACCUCCGCCACCUCCUUCAACAACCCUUCAUCCAGUUUCCCAGGCGCAAGCAUCUAGAACUCCUAAAGAUGACUGCGAAUCACGUCACCUUCAUGCGGCUGCAGAACUUAUCAACCAAAUGCUAGUCGAAGUGAAUGACCGUUCAAUAUGGACUUGGGAAGAUAUAACCUCCUCGCGGUUCCAACAGGCUACUCUUCUCUCUCUGCGUUCACGGAAAUCCCCCAUCCUUCUCCUCCGAUCAGCCAGAUUUUUGGAUAAGUUUGUGAAAUGUGUCGCUAGUGCAUUCGCUGAAGCAGAAGUGGGUGGUAAGUGUGCAGAAGCUAGUGAAUGUUUACAGUGUCAUCAUGGACCGCCUCAUCGCCAUUGUGAGCUUGAAUCGGAGGAAGAGAACUGUCUACAACAACCAACCUGUACUGUCACACGAUUCGCUCAAGCAGCAUUCAAUAUGGGUAUCACAUGUCCGAAUCGGCACUAUGCCUCUCGAUCCUUGCAGAUCUACCGGGCACUUGGGGCCCAGGUGGAUGAAAAGGCUCUCUCGGAAGUGCUAGUUAGACUGGUGGAAUCCGUCUCGGACUUGAAUGAUGAGGUACAGGGCUACACAAUCGAGCUACUUCUCACUCUCGAGGCUGCUGUAGAACAUAUUCGACUUCGGGGAACAAUUCUUUCUGGAGGAGGCCAACGAAAUAGUACUCUAAUCAGAUCUUCUGCACCGGAAUCACCCAUGGCUAUCUCUAAACCACCACAAACACCUCCAGUUCAUGAGCGUAGACACUCUCGCAGAGGGUCAUCUUCUUCACUCUCCAGCCUUUUGAUCAUCCCGAACGGUGGUGGAAAUUCCAGUGGAGGAGCAGCAGUGUUGGGGAAUGUUGGAGUUGGCUGUGUAGGUACGCAAGCUUCUCUCCCUCCCAUAAAACGCCCUCUUAUGCCACCACAUGCAGAAGCUAUUGGCGAAGAGAAUGAGUCUUCGGCGUCGAAUACUGCUGUUGGUACUGUCAUGGGACCGAUGAAACCAACGCCGAGUAAAGACACUAUGCCACCUCUGCCACCUAGUGCUACUAGUAAACCCUCGAAAUUGACCUCGCUUCCAAGCCUGCCUGUGGAAACUCCACCAGAGACUAAACCGGUUUCUACAAAUGGAUGUGAAAUUAAAUCACGAGCCGAAUCAAAUAACGCAGUUGAAGAUACCUCAAUGAUCGGUACCUGCCGUUUGUCAGCUGAAGAACAAGCUGAUCUUGUGUCUGGUAUAUUCUGGAUUGGUGUUUGUCUUCUUGAUUCUGACUAUGAAUACGAGUAUCUAGCUGGAAUUCGAAUACUCUCUCGGCUUCUUCCCUCUGUUUGCUCAGUACCCCAGUCGUCAAUAUUCAAAGGCCUUCCAGAUUUUCAUGAGCAUAUCCUUAAAUUGCAUCAUCGACUCAAAUGGGCUACUGGGAGCUCUGAGGAAGCUGAUUUCCCUGGUCUCCUUGGACUCUUGCUGAAGGGAUGCUUUUCUUCAACUCUUGUUGAUGCCUCAUGCCACUUGCUUGCCACUCUCAUACCGUUAGUGAAGUCCCCAGUUGUAGAUCCUUUUGCCGAAGCUCGACAAAAUCGACGAGGUCCUGGAUUGAGUGGAACUGCAGCUCGUUCGUUUGGAACUCCCACUUCAAGUUCGAACAGUGGUUCGAACUAUCCUGGACCUCUUCCAACCUUGAUAAUUGCUCUUUUACCUCUUCUUCUGACUGCGUGGGAUGAAGAUCCUGAAAGCACGCCUUCCUCUAUCGCUCCUGAAACCACGGAUGGAUGUGAGAUGUGUGCUGAAGGUACUCCUGGAAAUCCUCUUGUGACUCCUUCACUAUCCCUGAAUUCACCACCUCCCCCUCUCGGUUCUUGGGUUCAUCGAUCUGUAGUCCAAUCAGAGAACGCAGUACCAUCACCAUCAAGUGGUCACCUCUCCCUUGUUACAUUGACAAUCAUCUCUGGGGCUGCUGCUAAAAAGGCACCUCAAGUGAAACCACGAAAUCCUCUAUGUGUUCAGGCUGCAGAGAAUCUUGCUGAGUUGGCUGUGCAAUUUGACGCUUAUCGAUUCAAUAAUCUUGCGGUUGUAUUGCGUCUUUAUGCUUGUGGAAGUUUCUCAAAAGACGUCAAUCAAUGGGCUAAAUGUGUGACACGUUAUCUCAUGGAUGGAUGCUCUAAUCUUGGAUCGAAAAUUCUACCUUACCUGACUGCGUUUUUAACACUGGGUCCACCGUGUGCUCAACUGCCCUUGUUGCACUUCGCUUAUUGGUUCUUCCAAUCCGUGGACUUAAGCCAAUCGGAUAUCAGCACUAAAAUUCGAUCCUUCAUUACCUCUACCUCCGAACGGUUUGUCAAUACUCCAUUAUGGCCUGAAGUGACGCUCCUUUACCAAGUGAUUGUUGCACGAUCUGCGACCUUGACUACAGCUCCAAGUAACCCCGCGGGAGUCUUCAGUCUUCCAGGUUUGGAUCCAUCAGGUAGCGGACGAGUGUUGGAUAGCCUUGCUGCGGCAGCCGCUGCCGCUGUCCCAUUGCCUGAAGCCGAGCCUCAGAGAAUAGCUCUCGCCGGUCGUGUUUUGGAUUUUGACACCUCUAUACUAGCCUCCACUCCAUUGAUAGCUGGUGGAAAGGGUCAAGCCUCGCCACGUCUUGAUUGUACAAAUUCUGCUGCUGCCGGUGUCGGUGGUAUUCAAUAUCGGUCUUCCACUCGGAUGCCACAUCUUGCAGAGGGAUGCAAUGUACCCGUUGGCGCAUUCGCUUAUACACCAUUCUUCUUUCGAUUGGGUGCUUGGAAAACACCGUGGAAUCGACAGUCACGCCUCCGGAGCCUAUUUACAAACCUCCUAAACUGCUAUGGAUCUCAUUUAGAACACAUUACGGCACCCAGAAGUCCUUCUGUAAUAUUUAGCCAAUCGACUGAGACUCUUGAUCGUCAGCUAAGUUUGCACUCGAGUAGUGAGACAACCUCAAUCAACGAUGCUAGCAAUCCAGAUGAUGCCAACUUUGACGAUACUAGUAGUGACGAACGUGCUGCUGUGUUCCACGAUUUGGAUACUUACUUAGAUGCCCAACUGAUGAACAUUAACUUCCUCGAUUUACCGGAUCAAAAUUGGGAGGAUCAAAGAAGAUGUCCACGAUGGGGAGUACGAGGCCAUUCUAUUACCUCACAUAGUGAAUUCCACGAAGACGGUGAUGAUACUCAACAUCACCAGCAACAACCUCAAGAACAGUUAGCAAAACACUUCCAAAAUCCUUCGGGCGAUAUUGCCACCUCCAGCACUGUCGAUAAUUUUGCCAACAUUCCAUUCCAACGCGGUGAAGAUGAGAACCUCAUUGUAGAUGAAGAUCUGGUGGCCAACAAUUUUGAGGAUGUCCUGGACGCAAAUACUGCUACUAACGGAGCUGAUUUCCUCUCCUACUCUGAAUCUCAUCGUAUUCCUCCGCAGCGCCAAUCACAAUUAUCUAUUCAACUUUCUACUGCUUCUUCUGUCAAUUCUGCCUCAUUUGCUGCACCACCGCCUCCACAAUCAAGGUCAUGGCAGUCCAAAGAUGAUAGCUCCUUGAAAUGGCUUCCUGAUAUUACCUCUAUUGUUCCCCCUGUGGAAUCACCUCCACAAUCCAGGAAGCGUACUCUUUCGAUGCAACCUCCGAUAGUGUGUUCACGACGACGUCGAAAAAAUUUAGCCUCCCUGGGAGGUUCUUUGGAUUUUCUUCCUUCUCAACUUCAUCCAUUAUCCGUGCUUAAACGUAAAAUAUCUGCCCCUCAACAGCAGAAUUCAGUUGCCAGUGGAUCAACGCGGAGGAUUAACACUCAAAACUCGUCUUCCACGGUCUCUUCGGUGUCAUCUGCCUCAUUCAAGGUUAAAGAAGCACCCCAGCUCCAACCUCCUGCCAAACCUGUUCGUCGUAAGCACAGACCGUCGAGACAGAGUCUUGAACUAACUACUCUUGAUGAACCCCCGGCUGUACCUCUUCGGCUCUCCGCUAGUAGUACGGCAAUUUCGAAGACGCCGACACCCGCCGAGACAGCUUGGAUAGCAUGCCAACGUCAUUUGAAGACUCUUCAACACGCUUCAUCAUCAUCUGGAAUAGUUAGUCGAGGUGAGAUGACAAGUGGUCAGCGAGAUCGAUUGAGACUUCUGUUGACGGGCUUGCGUAGUGUCUUCGCGGGAAUGCUUCAAAGAACUACAAAGGGAGCUGUAGAAAUGGCAACCCUAGCCUUCUCACGAUGUCCUCCAAGUAGUGAUCUUGAUCCGGAAAUCCGAAUUUCGUACCUAGUUAAAAUCGCUGAGAUUGUGCGCGAUUUCCUCCCUUCGCUGUUCUUUGCCCUUCAUCCCACCAGUGUUUCUGUGCUUAAUGACCAAAUCGUGAGUCAAUGCCUUCACCUCGGCUCAAUGUAUGAGGAGUGGGAGGAAUCUGUCAAUCGUCUUUCGUUGACAUGCGCCCCUGUGGAUUCGCCAGAUUGGAAUCAGCACGAGCGUAUAUGUCGAGAUCUCCAAACCGUGUUGCAGCGUCUAGUCAACUUCUUUUCGUAUUCGGCUGAUAUCCUCUUUAAAGUGGGCAAUGACCUCCUUCUCAGUGGGAUAACUGAUUUUUCUCAUAACCUCAUUGAACCCCUCUUCAACCAGUUGCGCCAGUAUCUUCUCUCCGCUCCACCAAAAUCUCAUAUUGAGAUUUUGGAUGGCAUUGACACUUGGAAAGUGCAUUGCGGACGACGGCUUAUAUCGAAAACACCGGACGAUAGUGAUGUGACGGCAGCCUUAGGAAUUUACUCCGAAGCUAUGAAAUCCAAUACUCUAAUCUCAAUGGAUGACAUAAUGGUCAUCCUAGAGGCAUGUUGUGACCAACUCUGGCUCGAACGCAAAUCUGAAUCUGGUUUUGCGUUGCUAUUCGCUCAUGGGAGAAUUCCAGAAAUGAAGGCGUUUGAGCUGCUAACAAGCAAUCAAUCUAUGUCAUCAUUAGUUUUUACUACAGACAAUCUCUUGGAAUCGAAUGGUCAGAGCGUUCUUUCACCCUCGGAACUUACUGCUAAGUUGCAGAAACUCCUUGAAUGUUAA